Molecule: messenger RNA, 1605 nt
Organism: Schistocerca americana (American grasshopper)
Lineage: Eukaryota; Metazoa; Arthropoda; Insecta; Orthoptera; Acrididae
Product: facilitated trehalose transporter Tret1-like
Exons: 2
Coding region: 1-1605 (534 amino acids)
Biological process (GO): transmembrane transport
Cellular component (GO): membrane
Molecular function (GO): transmembrane transporter activity
Source: RefSeq, a predicted model, not a curated record
AUGCCGGAAGGACAUGAAGAGGAAACCCCCACAGGUGCGCCGACGGACAGCAUCACUUUCUUCGGCGAACUCGAAGAGCUGUCGCAGGAGAGAAGCGGGCAGGAAGCGGAGGCGGGCACCACGACACCUGACAAGAAUGCGACCAGCGUAGCGACGCAGCUGCUCGCGGCCUUCGUUGCUCACCUGAUUUCGCUGAAUUGUGGAUACGCAGUUGGCUGGGCAGCUGUGGCCAUCCCAGUGCUGAAGUCCAACGGCACAGAGUAUAGCCCACCAGCCUUGGACAGGCCACUGACCACGCAAGAGUGCUCGUGGGUGGUGAGUGCGUCGCUCAUUUCUUCGGCGGUGGGUCCCAUGCUGAGCAGCCAGGUGAGCCGUUGCUGGGGCUUCAAGCCGGCUGGCUACCUGGUGGGCGUCACUGCGACCCUGGGAGGUGUGGCCAUCCUGCUGGCACGAGGGUUGACAGCCCUGCUGGCUGGUCGUGUGGUGGUCGGCAUGGCGAUGGGGGCUGUCCCAGUGGUGGCAAACGCCUACAUGGCCGACGCAGCCCAGCAGCACGUGCGCGGAGCUCUAGGCACCUUCUUCGCACUCCUCUUCAACGCUGGCAUCCUGCUCGCCUACAUCGUGGGCGCCGUAGCCACGUACCUGGAAGUGUGUGCAGUUGCUGUCGGCUUGCCAGUCCUCUACACAGUCUGCUUCUUCUUCCUGCCAGAGUCGCCACGGUAUCUCCUGUCGAGCGGUAAAGUUGAGGAGGCGGAGAAGUCGCUGCGCUGGUUCCGCCCUGUCGGCCACGACGUCGCGGGCGAACUAAAACUGAUGAGAUACGAGGUCGAGUCGAAGUCGACUGAGGGAGGCAUGUCUGUGGCCGAAUUCUUCAGGGACCGUGCGUCUCGCCUCGGGUUUAUUGCGUUCCUUGUCCUCAUCCUGAACCAGAAUCUAGAUGGCACUGGGGUGAUACUGAACUACGUGGUGGAGAUGUUCUCUGCAGCAGACGCCACUGUGUCUGCCCAGUGGGCGGCAGUGGUGGUGGCUGCAGUACAGCUCCUGGCGACCUUCCUGUCUUCAGUGCUUGUGGAUCGCGUCGGACGGCGACCACUGCUCAUGGCUUCUAAUGCGGGCAUGGCCACAUGCCUGACGGCCGUUGGUCUGUACUUCUUCGCCUUGGGCAGCGGUUACGACGUCUCCUCGCUGUGGUGGAUCCCUAUCACCUCAUUAUCCUUAUCCUUGGUCCUGAACGCCUGUGGUAUAGGAUCGUUGCUCUUCGUCAUCGCCACUGAACUGUUCUCCUCGGAUGCUCAGGCUGUAGCUUUCUCCAUAGGUUUCACUGCUGCUGUAGUGGUCAAUGCAACAGUUUUGAAAUUCUACGUCGUGCUCCUCGAUUGGAUAGACAUAUAUGGCUGCUAUUGGCUGUUCGCCGUUACCUGCCUUGUCAGCAAUGUUUACAUAUUCUUCUUCUUGCCGGAGACAAAGAACCGUCCAAUAACGGAUAUUGUUGCUGAGCUAAAUGGAGAGAAAAAGGAAAAGUUGCCGUACUCUAGCCUUUCCGAUUCCGAGGAUGGCAGAACUGAGUCUGUCAAUACUCCGAAAGGUGGACAUUGUGCAGCAUAG